Lotus japonicus is the source of this 818-nucleotide messenger RNA. RefSeq names its product remorin-like. The transcript is spliced from 5 exons. NCBI's taxonomy places the organism in Eukaryota, Viridiplantae, Streptophyta, Magnoliopsida, Fabales, Fabaceae. The coding region runs from base 75 to 638 and encodes 187 amino acids. The record is from RefSeq and is a predicted model, not a curated record.
UGUUUCUCUUUCACUCUGCUUCUGUGUUCUGUUUUUCUCUCUCUCUCUGAAUUGAGCAUUCGAAGCUAGCAUCAAUGGCUGAGCUACAAAAGAAGGCGGAAUCUGACACCACUCCGGCUCCAGUUGCUGCUGUGCCACCACCAUCAAACGACGCCGUAGCCAAGAAAGCUCCGGAGGUGGCGGCAGAUGAUUCCAAAGCUCUUGUUGUUGUACCUGAGAAGACACCAGUUCCUGAAAACAAACCAAGCUCAAAAGGAUCCCUCGAUAGGGAUGUUGCUCUGGCAGAAUUAGAGAAAGAGAAAAGACUGUCUUAUGUGAAGGCAUGGGAAGAAAGUGAAAAAAGCAAAACAGAGAACAAAGCUCAAAAGAAUCUCUCUGAUGUUGUUGCAUGGGAAAACAGUAAGAAGGCAGCUCUUGAAGCUCAACUGAGAAAAAUUGAGGAACGAUUGGAGAAAAAGAAAGCAGAAUAUGGUGAAAAAAUGAAGAACAAGAUAGCCUUAGUUCACAAGGAAGCAGAGGAGAGGAGAGCCAUGAUUGAAGCCAAGCGUGGUGAAGAUCUUCUCAAGGCAGAGGAAUUGGCUGCAAAGUUCCGUGCAACUGGAACCACUCCAAAGAAGCCAGUAUUGGGAUGCUUUUGAAAUUUUUUGAACUUGUGUUUGAUGUCCAAAUCAAAUAAAUUUGUAAUUGCAAAUUUUGUAUGUAUUUUCCUGUUGUUUUGUUCUCACUAUUGUUUGUGUGCAGAAAAAGAAGAAAACAAAAUAGUCCCCAGAAAAACAAAUUUUUUUAAAUGCUUUAUGUAAAUCUAUCUUUCAUUUGGA